Molecule: messenger RNA, 1131 nt
Organism: Striga hermonthica
Lineage: Eukaryota; Viridiplantae; Streptophyta; Magnoliopsida; Lamiales; Orobanchaceae
Source: the annotation of a GenBank genome assembly
AUGCCUUCCGACGGCCCCACGGCGCCGUUGCUGGGGGACCACGUGCCCCGCGCCCGCCUCCGUCCACGCUUCCUCCGGCGCCCCCCCAGCCUCCGAGGCGCCGCUCGGUUCCUCCGGCGCGCCAGCAGCCGGAGCCGCGCCAUGCGCGAGCCGUCCGUCCGCGUCCGGGAGGCGGCCGCCGAGCAGAUUGAGGAGCGGCAGAGCGACUGGGCGUACUCCAAGCCGAUAGUGCUCCUGGACCUUAUCUGGAACAUCGCCUUCGUCGUGGUAUCGAUCUCGGUGCUGAUCAUGAGCCGGAACGAGACGCCGCCCGCGCCGCUGAGGCUCUGGAUCGUCGGCUACGCGGUGCAGUGCGUCCUCCACGUCGCGUGCGUUUGCUCGGAGUAUAAGAAGAGGAACUCGCAGCGGGAUUUAGAAGCGAGCGGGAGAGGUCAGUUCGUUUACAGUCGGAGCUACUCGGAUUCGAGCUCGGGAAGUGAUGAAUCCGAUACCGGCGGUUACUUUUUCGGUCGCCGGCAAAGUGAUGAUGAAGCUAGCUUUGCUAAGCAUCUGGAGUCUGCAAAUACUAUGUUCUCGUUCAUUUGGUGGGUAACCGGGUUCUAUUGGGUGUCGGCUGGUGGCCAAAACUUGACUACUGAAUCACCUCAGCUUUACUGGCUUUGCAUUACAUUUUUGGCAUUCGACGUGUUCUUUGUGGUCGUCUGUGUCGCUGUUGCUUGUGUUGUUGGACUUGCUGUUUGCUGCUGUCUACCGUGUAUCAUUGCACUCCUGUAUGCUGUUGCUGAUCAGGAAGGAGCUACUAAGGAAGACAUUGAGAGGCUACCUAGAUACAAGUUCCGGAAAAUCAGUGAUCUCGAGAAGCAAAACAGUGAAACUGAAGUUUCUUAUGGAGGAAUAAUGACUGAAUGCAACAGUAACUCACCCACAGAGCAUGUUCUUCCUCAAGAGGAUGCUGAAUGCUGCAUUUGCCUGAGUGCUUAUGAUGAUGGAGCUGAACUGCGUGAGGUCCCUUGUGGCCACCAUUUUCAUUCCGCCUGCAUAGACAAGUGGCUCUACAUAAAUGCCACCUGUCCUCUUUGCAAGUUCAAUAUACUGAAAAAUGGCAACCAAGAUGGCAGUGAAGAAGUAUAG